CAAAUCAAUGGUAAUUGGACUGGUGUUUGUAUUGAUAUUGGCAGUAGAACAUUCGUUAAUUUAAAAUUGUAUUUAACGUUAUUUUGAAAUAUUUACCUAUUAGUAUUUAUUUUCUUCGUCUUUAAUUUCUAUUCGGUAAUUGUAAAAAAUUAUUGUUUUCAACGGUUCGAUUUCACUUUUGUUAUUGCCAUGGAUAACAGCAACGAAAUGGAUCAUGACGGCAUGUACGACCAACAGUUGGAAAAACGUUUACGCGAAUCAGAAAAUACUUACAAGGUAUUCGGUUUUACUCACAUAAUUCUAAUUGGUUCCAUAGCUGAUAUAGUGAACUCGUCAAUGCGUAAAACUUUUGAGUGCAUGUAUCGGAAGACAAAAAAAUACUGUAAAACUGAAAAUGAGGUAGAACUUUAUCGUCAACAGCUCUGUAAACUUUAUCUGAACCAUAUGCAAAGAGGAUUGGGGUACAUUGAUCGUUUAGAACCAAAACUGUCUAAAGUUUUGACCGUGAAAAUGAAACACCCAGUUGAAAACAUUCAAGAACGAUUAUUAAAGUUAAGAGCAAAAGUUGCCGAACGGACAAAGCGAGUUCAAAGCCUAUUAAUGUUGCAGAACCUCUUAAAAACCGAUACAAUAAUGGCUGAAUGGAUUGUAUCCAAAGUUGAACAUUCGGUACAUGAAGCAGAGAUAGACCUUAGCAGAAUAAAAGAUGAUAAUAAAGUAAUACCAACCAAUGGUUUUGUAGAUAGUUUAAACAGCAUAAAUAAUUCUAUUAAUUCUUUAAAAUGUGAUUAAUUUCUUUUUACAAAUAAAAUGUACUUAUUAUUUAAAACUAUAUUAAAAUUAGCUAUUUACAAACACAUAAUUAU
This is a messenger RNA of Cinara cedri, 866 nucleotides long. The record is from the annotation of a GenBank genome assembly. Lineage: Eukaryota; Metazoa; Arthropoda; Insecta; Hemiptera; Aphididae.